GUCCGCCUCUCGUGAAUGAAACCCGCCAUCUUGUUGCGUCGAAGACGAGAAGAGCAGAGCAGAUAUGGCUGACUACAGCAGCGUGGCUCCCCCGUCCUCUAAUGCCGGUGGCGGAAUGAAUGAUGCUUUUAAAGAUGCUCUUCAGCGAGCACGACAGAUCGCAGCAAAGAUCGGUGGCGAUGGCGUUGCGGCAGCUCCAACGAAUGAAUUUGGCUACGGGGGCCAGAAAAGGCCCUUGGAGGACGCUGGUGGGUAUUUUCCCAUGCCUAACCUCAAUAUCGACCAACCAGAGACGAAGAAGGUGGCCACAAAUGAUGCCUUUUCAGCAAUGGGUGGAAUGGGUGGCCCUUCAAGGUCAACAUCAGAAGAAUUCAAGGUCCCCGAUGGGAUGGUUGGAUUCAUUAUUGGAAGAGGAGGUGAACAGAUAUCACGUCUACAACAGGAAUCUGGAUGUAAAAUACAGAUUGCCCCUGACAGUGGAGGGAUGCCAGAGAGGUCGGUGACAUUAACAGGAUCACCAGAAUCCAUCCAGACGGCAAAGCGGUUAUUAACAGAAAUUGUUGAGAAAGGACGUCCAGCUCCAGCGUUCCACCACAAUGAUGGACCGGGCAUGACUGUUCAGGAGAUUAUGGUCCCUGCCUCUAAAGCUGGCCUUGUCAUUGGCAAAGGAGGUGAAACCAUCAAAAGCCUGCAAGAAAGAGCUGGAGUAAAGAUGGUCAUGAUCCAGGACGGACCCCAAAACACAGGUGCUGACAAACCACUUCGCAUUUCAGGAGAACCAUUUAAAGUUCAGCAAGCCAAAGAGAUGGUAAUGGAACUGAUCCGAGACCAGGGCUUCAGGGAGCAGAGGGGCGAGUAUGGCUCCAGGAUCGGAGGAGGGGAUAGCUUGGAUGUCCCUGUCCCCCGGUUCGCUGUAGGAAUCGUUAUUGGCAGAAAUGGAGAAAUGAUCAAGAAAAUUCAGAAUGACACAGGUGUAAGGAUCCAGUUUAAACCAGAUGAUGGCAGCACACCAGAUAGGAUAGCACAGAUCAUGGGUCCCCCCGACCAGGCUCAGCAUGCUGCAGAAAUCAUCUCGGACCUGCUCAGGAGUGUACAGGCCGGUGGGCCUCCGGGACAUGGCGGCGGUAGAGGGCGUGGUCGUGGACAGGGCAAUUGGAACAUGGGCCCACCUGGUGGUCUGCAGGAGUUCACCUUCACCGUCCCAACCAUGAAAACAGGACUCAUCAUAGGAAAAGGUGGUGAGACGAUCAAGGGUAUCAGUCAGCAGUCAGGAGCAAGGAUCGAGCUGCAGAGGAACCCUCCACCCAACGCUGAUCCCAAUAUCAAAAUGUUUACAGUUCGAGGUUCCCCUCAACAAAUUGAUUAUGCCAGACAACUGGUGGAAGAAAAAAUUGGGGGGCCUGUCACUCCAAUGGGUGGCCCACAUGGUCCCCCUGGUCCACACGGAGGUCCAGGCCCGCAUGGUCCUCCAGGGCCACCUGGCCCUCCUGGAGCUCCUAUGGGACCAUACAACCCUGGACCAUACAACCAGGGACCUCCAGGACCACAUGGACCUCCUGCGCCUUAUCAGCCCCAGGGAUGGGGCAAUGGCUACCCACAUUGGCAGCAGGGACAGCCUGAUCCAAAUAAAGCAGCAGCAGAUGCCAAUGCAGCAGCCUGGGCAGCCUAUUAUGCCCAAUACAGCCAGCAGCCUCAGGCUCCCAUGACCCCAACCAGUGGAGCUCCUGGGACGACUCAGACCAACGGCCAAGGUGACCCACAGGCUGCAGGUCAGAGUGGACAGGCAGAUUACACCAAGGCCUGGGAGGAAUAUUACAAGAAAAUGGGUCAGCAGAGUCAGCAACCUCAGGACUACACAAAAGCCUGGGAGGAGUAUUACAAGAAACAAGGUCAAGCGGCCCCUCAGGCCACGGCAGCGGCAGCAGCCUCUCAGCCUGGAGGCCAGCCGGACUACAGUGCCGCCUGGGCCGAGUACUACAGGCAGCAGGCCGCGUACUACGGCACAGCCAACCCUCAGACGAUGGGCGCAGCACCACAAGCCCCUCAGGUACACCCCCAAUAAGAAUCUGCCCUCCACAUCCACGUCAUACUCAAUAGUUGUGUGCCUUAACCCAGUUCCCUCCUCAGGUUUUUACAGGGUUCCGGUGACUGCUGCAGUUUCACACACUUAACCAAACACUCCUUCCUCCCUACACAGGUUUUUUUUUAGCUUUUUAUUUUGGGAAGCUGAGUCCACUGUUUCUGCUGUUAACAUGCAAUGUAUCUUCUAUGUAUUUCUUCUGCACAGGGCCAGUAAUGUGAAGUGGACAUAAAGUAAAUGCUACAUUGUCGAAACAAAAUCCUUUGUUAAAUGUUUGGAUGCAGACGCCUUGAUGAAGAUCUUAAAUUUCCUUGGUUUGAAAGUGUUUCACAUAGAUGGCAGAUUACCCGGCGAACACGUCCUCUUUCAUUAUUUUUUUUGUUUUUUUUUGUUUUCCUUUCUCUUGUAAAUGCUAUGUUUUUAGUGAGGUAAUUAUACAUAUGGUCAUUCCAGCCCUGUAUCUACAUUAAAUGUGGUUAGAAGUCAUGUUUAUUAAACUGUAGACAUUACCAUGUAAAUCAUCUCAGUUUUAAAAUGCUAUUGCCUGUUGUGUUUUUGCAAUAAAACAAACUGAAACCUCCUGUGUCGGUAAGUUGGGGUGGUUUUGAAACAAAAGGGUUGACAUGAAUUCCUGUACUUUUUUUUGUUUUUACCUGGGGGGUGGAGCUUUGGGUAAGCAGGCCAUGUGUAGGUUAUGUCAGUUGACUCAAAGUUGUGCUGUCCUGUCUCUCUCCAACUGUCAAUAAGGCUUUUAGAUACGAUAUGUGUGCAAUGAUCCUGAAGUGGUUCAGACCUACAAACGUCCCAGUUGCUCGAUAUUUUUGAACACAUCUGUUUUCCUGAUAUUACUCUGACUUCAGCAUUAGACCGAUGUUUGUCAUUAGAAAGUUGACAGGUUUAUUAUGUACCGUAUUCAUGCAUUGACUGCGUUACUGUGGCAAUCUUGUUAAUUUUUUUUUUGUUGUCGCCUGGUUUUUGCUGACAUUGUUGAGGUAGUAUGCACUGUUAUUUUGCCUUGAUAGACACUUCCUCCUCCACAGGCAAGUUUAGAAAAGCGGUAAGCAGGUAUUUUUCUAAACAUGUUUCUCAGAAAACAGUUACAAGAAAUGUUGCAUACUUGUAGUGUUUAUUUUGCUGUUCUUUUUCCAGGACAGUCAGGUAAAUUGCCAAUGUAUCAAAAAUGCAUUGAAAAAUUUGUCUUGCCCAUUUUCCAAUGGUGAACUAACUCAUGUAUAAAUUUGUUGGACUUUUUAAACAUGUUUUUUAAUAUAAAACAUUGCAAAAAAAAAGUCAUUUUUGCUGUGCCCAUUCUGUUAGUGUUUAUCCAAUAUAAGACUAGAUUUGUAGGCUCGGGGGUGGCUAAGCAGUCUUCAUCCAUGAGUUGAGCCCUCCUAUACUGUAAGUACAAUACUGUGACUGAGAGAUACUUGCCUUUUUGAUGCUUUAUAAAUUGCAAAAGAUGUAGUAUUUUUUUUGUCAAAUAUUGCCAUUUCCCCCCUUUUCAUGGGUAAGUAUCAAAUGUGCCGAGGCGAGGCCUAGGCCUUUAGACUUUGAUGAUUCUUGUACCACAUGUUUCUGAGACUUAUUUCCCCUUGUGUGACUCCACAAUAUGCAGACUAUAUCUCCUCCAGUAUGUUGACAGUUUGCUUUGUAGAUUGUUUUAGUACUUGGGCGUAGGUAGCAUUUUAGUUGGAUUUUUCUGAAACGAGGGUUUGAAUGUCAGCUUGUUACACUGUUGGUAGGGAACAGCUAAAAGAUUUCUAUGUGGUUUUAAUAUUUGCUCAUCUGACCUGCUAAAGUGCCACUCUCUAGUUGAGACUGUCAUGUAUUUUUUUUUUACAUGCCAUUUUAUUGCAAGAUAAACUGACAUUGCUUAGGAAACUGCUGCAUAAACUCAGUGUAGCAUGCUUAGGCCUCUUUAAUGUCCUUUGAGCAUGUUCAAUGCUAUUAGUGGAAGUGCUUCUGAUUAGCUCACAAGAUGCAGAACAUUGAAUUGAAACAUUUUUUCCCUUUUUUUUUGAAUAAGCACUGUUAAUUUCAAGGUCAGAUUCUUUUGACUGCAUUGUUCACUGAUGGCAAACAGUGCGAUAUAUCUGAUCUUUGCAGUGUCAUCCCAGACCUUGCACCUUAGGUUCUGCUGCAAUAACACAGGUAAGCGAAACCUAAGGAAACCAGUGUCUUUUUUUUUUUGUCCACUGACCUGACCAGUAUAUAUGCAAACAAAUGCUUACCUGUGCCGUUACAAUGCAUUGAUGUUUAGUCAUAAGUAAUGUCCAUUAUAAGUAUCAAUAGCCCCUUUUGUCUGAUCUGCUUUAUGAAUGAACUGCAUGAUAUGAGCUGUAUUGAUCUUUAUACCACGUUUUUGACCUUUGAAAUUGACUUAAACUUAAGCAAAAGUUGUAGGUUCACUGAGGAAAUGUUGUCGUUUGGUCGUAUGUGCUUAAUAUUUGUUGAUAGCCUUAUCUUUGCAUCCUGGUAAGUCUGACAGUGACUGUAUAAUUGAUGCUUAGAGAUCUUUGACACUGGUUUAACAAAAGUGCAUGCCAUGCAAGACCUGCUAGCAAUAUGAUCAAACCUGUUAGGUCAGGAUUUGUAUUUUAUUUUUUCUGUCGUGGUGUGAAUCUGCCCUCAAGUGCAGUGCAAAUCUACUAUUGAAACGCUGCUGCCUUCACUUCUCGCUCACAGUGUUGGAGGAUGCUGCAAGCUUAGGUCGUAGAAUCAGGCCCUGUCGUAGUUUGUCCCCAAAAGGAGGAAUCCUUUGAGUCAAUCCCACUGCUGAACGUAGACCGUUCAAGAGCUCCAGUGAUAAGGUAAAACCAAAAAAACCCAACGCUAAGUAAUGAAGUUUGAAACUGUGAUUGCAAAGUGUUGGUUAGAUAUGUUUUCAGCUUGGAUUGACUGUCUAUUUUAAUUUUUAACAAUGCCACAGUGUGUUUGGAGUUGUCUGAUAGUCGUCUGACCUGUACUGAUUCUAUGAAAAAGCCUUGAUCUAAUACCACAGAUGGGGAAUGUGCUUUAGAAAGUUGGAUGAGGACAGGAAUUGAUGUACUUUGAAUGAUACACUUUGUUUCUAAAUGGGGUUAUCAGUUAAAAUCACAUUUAUCUGUAGUUCAAAGGUCAUAUGCUGAAUAUUUUUUUGUGGCUGUUCGCUCUGUACAUGUGAGAUGCUCUUCCUUUGAGCUAAGUGUUUCAGAGUUCGUGGGGGUGUAGAAGACAAAACAGAAGUGAGAAAUAAGGAGCAUGCCUUAGAGGUAAAAA
Messenger RNA from Sphaeramia orbicularis (orbiculate cardinalfish), 5338 nucleotides. RefSeq names its product far upstream element (FUSE) binding protein 1 (gene fubp1). Bases 65 to 2062 code for a protein of 665 amino acids. Lineage: Eukaryota; Metazoa; Chordata; Actinopteri; Kurtiformes; Apogonidae. Gene Ontology annotation, molecular function: RNA binding. Gene Ontology annotation, biological process: regulation of DNA-templated transcription. The transcript is spliced from 19 exons. The record is from RefSeq and is a predicted model, not a curated record.